This is a messenger RNA of Brassicogethes aeneus, 1070 nucleotides long. The record is from the annotation of a GenBank genome assembly. Lineage: Eukaryota; Metazoa; Arthropoda; Insecta; Coleoptera; Nitidulidae.
UUAUUUAUUAUAUUAUUUUGGACUCCCUGUAUAUUCUUUUGUAUGGACAUCGCUAAUCAUCUGAUCGCUAUUGCAAUGUUGCCAGAUUUCCAGUAUGGAUUCUGAACGAAAUUGAACGACAGGUUAUGUAUUUUGAUCACGCAGUAACCAUAAUCUAUGGCAGUAACCUCAAAAAAGGCUAAUAAUGUUACGAAAAUCCUUCAAAUUACUUCUAAAUGAAAAACUGCCGCUUUAUACAAAAUUCAAAGGACAUUUAAGCACAACUUCUUUGGUUAAUGAAAAGUGGGACCUUUUAACUGCUGUAUGCUUAGAAAGAAAGCCUGUUAUAACGCAGGAGUUAAAUGAAAUUCAAAAAGAGUAUGAGGAAUUAUUAGCCGAAGUAGAAUUUGAAAGGAGUCUGAAAAGUGAUCACGAACUACAGCACGAAUUGGAAUUAAAACAAAUUGAGGCGUUGAAAAAAGGUGAUAGUGAUGAUUUAGAUGUAAAUUUAAAGCAAACUGCUCAGGAUUUUGUUGAUUUGUGUGUUGAAGAACUUACACAAUUUAAAAAAGGAAGCAAAAUAACACAGGAUGAUAAAAAAAAUAAUGAUAAAUCUUUGAAUAGAAAGUUGGAUAAGCAUUUAGUUUUAUUAGUUAACCAAAAAUUGGGCGAUCAAAAACAUUAUUUACUUCCUCAAGGCAAACGAGAGGAAGGAGAGACUUUACGACAGGCUGCCGAUAGAGUAUUGAAACAAUGUUGUGGCCCCAACGUCAAAACACAGAUUUAUGGAAAUGCCCCAUCUGGGUUUUAUAAAUAUAAAUAUCCCAAACAAAUACGAAAUGAAAAAGCUGUUGGUGCAAAGGUGUUCAUAUAUUUUGCCAGACAUUUAGAAGGGCAAUUACCCGACAAAGGAGUUGACUAUAAAUGGCUUGAUAGGCAAGAGAUGGAUAAAAUUUUACCUGCAGAAUACAAAAAAAGUGUUGGUCAGUUGUUAAUAGAUGAAUGAAUAUAGUUAUGUAUAGUAAAGAUAUGUUUGUGAUUUUAUUUUCUCCACAAUAAAAACUACCCCUUAUAUUUUGUAAAACUGUCAA